This is a messenger RNA of Budorcas taxicolor (takin), 354 nucleotides long. RefSeq names its product secretoglobin family 2B member 20-like. The coding region runs from base 1 to 354 and encodes 117 amino acids. The record is from RefSeq and is a predicted model, not a curated record. The transcript is spliced from 3 exons. NCBI's taxonomy places the organism in Eukaryota, Metazoa, Chordata, Mammalia, Artiodactyla, Bovidae.
AUGAUGAAGGGAGCACUGCUUGUGCUGGCCUUGCUGGUGACUAGAGAGCUGACCUUCAAGACGAAUGAGGUGGAAGCGUGCCUUGUGUUUUUUGAAGGCCUUAGUGCUAUAAUCCUUGCACUCCCAAGUAAUGCAUUGAAUGAAACUUUGGAUUCGGUCGAUGCUAAUGAAGCUGAAAAAGCAGCCGCUGAAAAAAUCCGGCAUUGCUUCGUUGAAGCAGGACCUCAGAACAGGCUUAACCAUCUGAAAUAUAAGGCGUCCAUCGUCUUCAGUGAUGAUUGCACCGGCUAUAAAUUGUCCUUGGUGGUGAAUGCUCUUAUAGGAUUGGUUUCCAGUCUGCUCUCUUUGGUGUGA